AUGGAGAACGGAUUACAGCAGUUUCUGCUGCAGCUACAGCAGGUAGAUCUAGCCAUGGAGGAUCUAGCACGUUCGGAACUCUUCAAGCCAGCCCCACGCUCUCUCAGUCUAGAGAAAUCUACCAGACUGAGUUACCAGAGGGCGAAGGCUUUUGCUAAUGCAUAUGGCCUGACGCUUAAAGAUGUUUUAUACAUCACUCCUAAAUUCUGGAAGCUACACCGAGAGCCUCUACUAACACUCGACGGUGGAGCUUUCACCCUCCUUAGUAUCCAGUGCAACCUAUUUGUGGGCACGCUGGCUCCUUUUGCAUUGAAACGUCCAGAGCUCCAGCGGAUCCUCCAAUCCGCUUUGGAUUUCGAUCUCUCGGCACAAUUUAUGUUGACCGAAGUGAAUCAUGGAUUAGAUGCACGGAAUAUACAGACAACCGCAACAAUUCUGCCUGAUGGUGACAUCGACCUUCAUACUCCUUCCCCAAACGAUGCAAAGGUCAUGCCGCCAACCACCCCAAGGGGCGGUAUUCCAGUGGUUGCAAUUGUGAUGGCUCGUCUUGUGAGUGGAGAUAAAGACUGUGGAAUCCGGCCAUUCCUAGUCCAGCUUGGAAACGGAAAAGAGAUGUGCAAGGGUAUUAUGUCGAAGGCCUUGCCUCCACGAACUGGUGCGCAUCCAGUCGAUCAUGCUCUCACAUACUUUGACCACGUUCGCCUACCAAAAUCCGCCUUACUUGGUAGUGUUGAAGGAACAGAAGACAAGCGCGAAGAGUUCUUAUCCUCGAUUCACCGCGUUGCAGUGGGGACUCUCUUCCUCUCCGGGUGUGUCAUACCGUCACUCAAGCUCGCUGCCUACAAUGCUGCCUGUUUCAGCCAGAACAGGCUUGUUAGUGGCCAGGAUGGAACCCCGAUGGCAGUGAUUGAUUUCCGGACUCAACAUAUGCCCAUCCUCCAUGCUAUCGCCCAGUAUAGUGUGCUAGAAGCAUUCCUAGUUUCUGCAGCGAUAGCGUUCCGAGAACAGAGCGUUGACCCCCGAGUGCGCCAUGGUAUAGCCACAGCUUUCAAGGCGAUAGCACUGGGUCAUUUCAGCAAAAGCAUCACCGCUAUGAAUGAACGGUGUGGGUGGCACGGGCAUUAUGAGCAUAAUCAACUCCUUCAGAUGGAGCUGGAGAUGCGCGGCGCAUCGACUGCAGAGGGUGAUAUCCGCGUCCUUGCUAUCCGACUCGCGUCGGAACUAUUGCUCGGUCGAUAUCAAAUGCCGCCACCGAACGAUUCCACCAGCCCCAUUGCUCGGCAUGAGGCCUCCCUGUUCUCCGAAGCGAGGGAUCUCCUUCAACAAGGUGCCAAGGGGAUUCACCGAAGCGAGCGGUUCAAUCGAAAUAUCCUCCCGCUCGCUCUUCCAUUAGUUGAGGCGAUUGGUCACAGGAUGGCCUAUGAAGCUGCUAUAGAUGCCAAUGUUGACCCGAGCUUGCUUAACCUUUACGAGAGCGUGGUUUUGAAGGAAGACUCAGCGUGGUACGUUGAACAAGGUGGACUCAGCAGAGAAAUUCAACGCGAAAUGGAAGCGCAGGCAGUCGAUGUCUUACUUCCUCGGAUGAAUGAUCUCUUGAGGGCUUCUGGUGUCCAGCCAUAUAGUAAUGCGCCCAUGACUUCGAAGAUGCUAUGGAAUGAUUUUGUUUCGGGGUUGGAGGUCUUUUCAGGAGAUGCGCCUUCAGAUCUGUUCCCUUGA
Penicillium roqueforti is the source of this 1716-nucleotide messenger RNA. RefSeq names its product putative acyl-CoA oxidase. The record is from RefSeq and is a predicted model, not a curated record. The coding region runs from base 1 to 1716 and encodes 571 amino acids. Gene Ontology annotation, molecular function: acyl-CoA oxidase activity; fatty acid binding; FAD binding. Gene Ontology annotation, cellular component: peroxisome. The transcript is spliced from 7 exons. NCBI's taxonomy places the organism in Eukaryota, Fungi, Ascomycota, Eurotiomycetes, Eurotiales, Aspergillaceae. Gene Ontology annotation, biological process: fatty acid beta-oxidation using acyl-CoA oxidase; lipid homeostasis.